CUUAUUGUAUUACUGGUGUUUGGCGUGAUUGUGUUGGUGCAUUAUUAGACUUUAGUUACUUGCUUCAUUGGUUAAAAUUUACUAAAUAGGCUAUGCUAAAUUAGGCUCUUAUUUCUAUAGUUUUACUUAAAAGUUUCUUUUAUUUUUCCUCUAAUUAAUGUUUUUAUAUUAUUAAUCUUUUCAGGUAUCACAGACUUUUUAUUUAUAAUUUCAUUUGUUAUGAUUUUGGAGACUGAGAAGAUACAAUGGAACAAAUAUCAAAAAUCUUAAAUCACUUUCCAUUGCUAAUUCCCAGCACAGAUUUUAAAUUGUGGUCUGGAAGUAUAUUUUUUAAGGAUGAAGAAAUUCCAAUCUCGAUUUCAACGCCAUAUUUCCCUUUUCUCAAUGGGUUUAGUAUCAUGUGCCCAGCUGACCUGGAGAACGAUAUUCAACAAUCUUGUAGCAGUUAUGAAGUAGAUAGAGAGAAUGAUGGACUUGGCCACUUUCUUGAAUACUUACAAAGCAAAGAGGCACUUGAGGAGCAGACAAGAAGAUCUACAAAGCUGGACUACUGUCUAUAUCAGCAGAUACUGAAGGAGCUGCAGGAGUUGGGCAGCGAACAUGUGGUAAAGUGCCGAGGAGACUUGCGCAGUUUGGUGCUGCGGACAAUAGAUGUGCGAGGUGUAGAGCACCAGCUAGGUAUUGGAAUACCGAGAGACUACCCAUCCAGCCGGCCCACCAUAGACGAUAUAGACAUGCCUGAAGUGGCAUUGCAAGAUCUCAGUAAGGGAGAAACAAUCACAGACGUGUUCAAUGUCUUCCAAACUCUGGUGAACUCUUUUCAAGACUUCUGGGAAGCAUAUGACAGUCUCAAGAGCUGUACAUGGCUUAUUGACCCAGAACAUCCGAGUUUAAAGGAUACACACUGCAGGAUUAUAAUUGGUGAGAAUGUAUCAAUGUUGGUAACAUUGAACCCGCAAGAUGUAAAUACUUGUCCAGACAUCAAAUUCCUGGGUCCAGAAAAUUCUACCAUCCCGUACAUAAACUCCAUGGAAAAGAGGCUUAAAGCGGUCGGGUGGAACGAAGAUGUGAGUGUGGUAGACAACCUGCUCUCUCUGCUUGGUCUUCAGCAGUUUCCUCAGCCAGACUUUGAAAACAAAGUGGUGGUGGAGCAGGGUGAAUGUUCCAUUUGCUUUACACUGCGCCUUGAUGACCAAACUUUGCCUAGUAAAGUGUGCAACAAUGUCAAGUGUAACUCUUACUUUCACAUCACCUGUCUGGCUCAGUGGUUCCAAGCAGUUCCAACUAAUGAAACAAGCUUCAACCUCAUAUCUGGGGACUGCCCUUGCUGUGGUGAAAGAAUCCUAUGCCCAAUCAAAAUGAGCUGAAGAGUUGAGACAAGCAGGAAUCCACAGAAAGUCUUAAAUUACAUUUAACUGUUAUAAUUUAGUGUAAAUACAAUGUGAUAUGUAAUAAAUAUUUUAUAUUGUAAUAAAGAGGGUGAAUGAAGGGAGUUUACACACACACACACACACGCACACACACACACACACACACCUUAUGCAGUUAAAUGUAUCUCCUAGUCUAUAACAUUUAUUAUUUGCUUCAAAAUCAUUUACUUGUUGCACUACCCACCAUCACUUGUGAAUGCGACUAGAAAUUUCAAGUUUUUACUUAGUUUUGUAUUUUAUAGAAUAAACAAACGAGCAGUAUAAGGCGUGUUAUAUUAAAUAGUAUACCAUGUCAUAGAAAGUUGCUUUCUGAUGUAACAACGUCAGCAACACAAUUAUUGUUCUGACGCUAUUGUCAACAUCACAGUACUGAUUAUGCUUCUUUAGUUGCAAAAACACAUGGUAGUCACUUGGCACUAGAUUGGGACUCUUUGAAGGGUGAUAAAAUUGUUCAUAUCCAAAUGUUAUGAUACUAUUUUUAGUUUGUUUUGUCGCAUGUGUAAAAAUAUGUAUUGUCAUUUAGCAAAACAAUCCUUUUUUCUUGAUAGUUUAAACAUUAGUAUAAGGGUGUUUAGGAGUAACUUUGGUAAUGUCAACUUUAAUGAAGUAUUCAAUAAAUGUUAAGUUCAAUUAA
This is a messenger RNA of Homalodisca vitripennis (glassy-winged sharpshooter), 2064 nucleotides long. It is a transcript of the gene Fancl, whose product is annotated as E3 ubiquitin-protein ligase FANCL. The transcript is spliced from 10 exons. Gene Ontology annotation, biological process: protein monoubiquitination; interstrand cross-link repair. NCBI's taxonomy places the organism in Eukaryota, Metazoa, Arthropoda, Insecta, Hemiptera, Cicadellidae. Bases 246 to 1367 code for a protein of 373 amino acids. The record is from RefSeq and is a predicted model, not a curated record. Gene Ontology annotation, molecular function: ubiquitin protein ligase activity. Gene Ontology annotation, cellular component: Fanconi anaemia nuclear complex; nucleus.